Molecule: messenger RNA, 2154 nt
Organism: Kwoniella mangroviensis CBS 8507
Lineage: Eukaryota; Fungi; Basidiomycota; Tremellomycetes; Tremellales; Cryptococcaceae
Exons: 9
Coding region: 1-2154 (717 amino acids)
Biological process (GO): microtubule cytoskeleton organization; mitotic spindle midzone assembly
Cellular component (GO): spindle; cytoplasm; mitotic spindle midzone
Molecular function (GO): microtubule binding
Source: RefSeq, a predicted model, not a curated record
AUGUCGGCAUACCUGGACGAACAAACCCCCCAUCUCCGUUCACUGCACGAUCAACUGUCCUUACCUCCUGAAGUGUUACAGGCGGAUCUAGCGAGGAUAGAUGCCGCUAUCAAGGGGGUGAUCACAUCGAUAAUACGAGAGAGGGAAGCACAAGUCGACACUUUGAAAGAUGAGAUCGCUCAGAAUAAACGAGACAUCUCGAAUCUGGCUAGAGCAGUAGGAGACAAAGGGAGAGAUAUCGUUGCGUUGAGUAGGAGAGAGAGUCUUGAAAAUGAUACAUUGCCAAAGCAGCUGGAAAGGUUGACAAGCCAGAUGAACGAGUUGAAGACUAUAUACGAUGAGAGGCUAAAGCACAUACAGAAACAACAAGCAACUCUCGAUCAGCUAUCUACCCUUCUCGGUCCCCCAUUCCAGCCCUCGAAACCACUUCAACCUGUCGCGUCGUCCUCCAAGCAGACUCAACCAUCUGCUUCAGUACCAGCAGGAGAGGUGAAGCAGCGAUCAUCUGGGACUACGCUCGCUCAGCAGAUAGCAGGCGGUAAAGUACCUUCGACAUGGUACGACUUAGGAGAAAGUAUAAGUGAGGAACUGGAUGAAGCUGUAGCGAAAGCGCUGGAAGAACGGAGCUCACGACGGAAGAAUUUAUGUCAGACACUUUUCAAUUUAAUAUGGCUACAUUCCGAACUUGCUCUUCCUCCCGUACCCACAUCCUCACCCCACCAUUUCCCUCCCGAGCUCUUACCGUCUCACGAGGAAGAAGAGACUCCAGGAGCUUAUGCGACAUAUGAAAAGAUCCUGCACCGCGUGAUAGGCUCGAACUCCCUGCCUCCCGGCGAAUGCGAAGAGUGGGAUGAAGUAGAGGAUCUACAGGGAAUGGACAAUGUCGAACCUGAGAUAGGGUUGAUAGAAUGGUCAGAUGAAUUGACAGAAUUGUGGAACACAAGGAAAGAAGAGCAUGAAGCUAGGAUACAGGAAUUGUAUAAUCUCGUUGAACCUCUCUGGACUAGGUUGGAUGUUGAUCAAGCAACGAUGGAUCUGUUUGUCGAUAUGAAUAGAGGUAGUGGUGAAGCUGUCAUCAAAGCUUAUGAAGACGAGUAUGAGCGAUUGUUGGAAUUAAGAAGAUCAAGUUUAUCGUCAUUCAUUGAGAAUACAAGAAAAGAGAUUGAUGCCCUACAGACGGAAUUGAUGUUGAGUGAUGACGAAAAAGCGGAAUUUGGUGCAUAUAUCGAUGACAAUUAUACUGAGGAGCUUCUUCACUUACACGAAGAGGAGAUAAAUCGACUGAGAGAAGAAGUGGAAUCGAAAUCGACCUUACUGCCGAAAGUGCGCGAAUGGCACGCCUUAGUGCGAGACGAAGAGGAAUUGGAGAGGAGUGCGAGCGAUCCUAACAGAUUCAAGAUGAGAGGAGGUGCAAUGUUGAAAGAGGAGAAGAUGAGGAAGCGAGUGACAGUAUUGAAGCCCAAGAUCGAGACUGAACUGCUGGCGAUGUUACCUGAAUGGGAAGAGACUCAUGGACGACCGUUCUUGGUGUCAGGUGAAAGGGUUAUAACGAAGAUCGAAGAGGAACGAGAAGCUAAAGAAGCUGCAAAGGAAGCUAAGAAGCGAGCCAAACAAGGUCUUGCACCAGCUAAAACCCUCCCCUCGCGACACACUCCUGCCCCAAGCACGAUAUCUCGUCCUACUACCAGCUCCCAAAACCCUAUCAAGCGAUCCGCACCCACACCAACACCUAUGACCAUUCAGCAGAACAAGAAACCACGUUUGAUACCAGGUACAGGUACUUCCACAAUAUCCUCGUCGAUGUACGGCUCGUCCAUUCGACCGAUGAGGUCCGUCUCGGCUACCCACAGCACAAAUCGAGGUGGAGGUGGCGGUACGAUUUCACCCACACCUUAUAUGAACGGUAAACGAGUGAUGUCACAUUCUAGUGCUGCCAUGUCGAUCUCAAGGAUACCGUCGAUAACGACGGGAGGAGCAGGUAAAGGUCAAUUGAUGAUGGGACUAGGCAUCAAUAGGAAGAAUGGAGAAUUGAUAAGUAAAAAACCUAGAAUAAGCUUCAAACCUCGUCCGUCGGUGUUUCCUGCGAUGACUAAUGGAGGAGGAAAUAUUGAUGGUACUUGGGGUCUGGCAGAGGAAGAUGAGGAUGUGUUUUGA